UUCUUAGAACUCGCUUUUGCUCUCAUCGUCUCAUCAAGAAUCCAUCUCUUAUAAACCUUUCAAUUCCUUCGUAAACUUCAACAAUGGCGCCGAAGGCCGAGAAGAAGCCCGCCGAGAAGAAGCCGGCGGCGGAGGAGAAGAAGGCGGAGAAGGCGCCGGCGGAGAAGAAGCCGAGAGCCGAGAAGAAGCUGCCGAAGGACGCCGCCGACAAGAAGAAGAAGAGGUCGAAGAAGAGCGUGGAGACUUACAAGAUCUACAUCUUCAAGGUGCUGAAGCAGGUUCAUCCCGACAUCGGAAUCUCCAGCAAGGCCAUGGGAAUCAUGAACAGCUUCAUCAACGACAUUUUCGAGAAGCUCGCUCAGGAAUCCUCCAAGCUCGCUCGCUACAACAAAAAGCCGACCAUCACCUCUCGGGAGAUCCAAACGGCGGUGCGCCUCGUUCUUCCUGGUGAGUUGGCCAAGCAUGCCGUCUCUGAGGGUACUAAGGCUGUAACCAAGUUUACUAGUUCUUAGAUCGACAGAUUAGGGAUUUUAUUGUGUAAAAAUCAGCCUGACUUUUUUGAAUCGAUGAUUUCUCUCCCUUUUGUUGAAUAUUUUGGAUUAAAUCGAACGAAAAUCACUAUAGAUGACGCGAUUCCUUAGUUGUAUGUUUGAAUCUGUCAACAUUUAUCAGAUUGUAGUCUGUUCGAUCUCUUGAUUUUGCCCUAAUUUAAUCUUAUCUAGUUCAUACUCCUUCCUGUAA
This is a messenger RNA of Momordica charantia (bitter melon), 741 nucleotides long. RefSeq names its product histone H2B.1. NCBI's taxonomy places the organism in Eukaryota, Viridiplantae, Streptophyta, Magnoliopsida, Cucurbitales, Cucurbitaceae. The record is from RefSeq and is a predicted model, not a curated record. Gene Ontology annotation, molecular function: protein heterodimerization activity; DNA binding; structural constituent of chromatin. Gene Ontology annotation, cellular component: nucleosome.